AAGAAUGCGAAUCUACCUUUCAAAUCGAAAACCAUAAUUCAGAUAUCACUUUACAAAAGAAUACUAACAUUUCUCAAUCACCUGUUUCAAUUAUUGAAACCCACCCCAAUGAAGAAAACAGCACAGGCUCUAUAGAUCCAAAACAGGUACAAAGCACUAUUUCUUCCGAAUCAGGUCUCGACAAUAUCUCUAAACAGAGUUCACAGGAAAGUGUAUCAAACAAACCUUGGGAG
Messenger RNA from Dentiscutata erythropus, 233 nucleotides. The record is from the annotation of a GenBank genome assembly. NCBI's taxonomy places the organism in Eukaryota, Fungi, Glomeromycota, Glomeromycetes, Diversisporales, Gigasporaceae.